AUUGGUACCCCGCUAGAUAUGUACAUCUUGGAAAAAAAUGGCAUCAAACAUCAAUGGCACUAUGUGGGAGCAAGCCAUGGUCAACAAACACGAGCUUGCUUUUGCCGGUCUUGUUGUUACGGUCAUGUCUCUAGCCAUUUUAUGGUACAACAAGACUGUUUCGAACGGCGGCUCCGGCUCCAGCACACCUCCUUUGCCACCAGGCCCCAAAGGCUUACCAGUAGUGGGCUACUUCCCAUUCCUUGGUCCUAACUUGCACCACGAGUUCGCCAAAAUGGCUAACCGUUACGGGCCCAUUUUCAAGCUCUAUCUCGGAAGCAAGCUCCAUAUUGUGGUGAAUUCGGCUGUGCUAGCCAAGGUUGUAACCGGUGAGCAAGACGAGAGUUUUGCUAACCGGGACCCGCAUACGGCUGGGCUAGCCACGAGUUACAAUGCUAAUGAUGUUGCAUGGGCACCCAACAACGCUGAUCGGCGUAACUUACGUAAAGUUUUGGUGCAUGAAGUCCUAAGCAACGUGAAUCUAGACGCUUCUCAUUCCUACCGUCGGGAUGAAGUCCGAAAGACCGUAAAAAAUGUUUACGAUAGGAUCGGUACGCCGGUUGAUAUCAACGAGAUAUCUUUCUCGACGGUUUUGGAGACGCUAACUAGCAUAGUUUGGGGAAAGGGCCUAGUUGAGGGGUCAAAGUAUAGUAAUCUUAGCGACGAGAUACGAGAAGUGGUAUCGCGUAUUGUUGAGAUUGCCGAGGGACUAAACAUCUCGGAUUUCUUCCCCGCGCUUGCGCGUUUUGAUUUUCAAGGUGUCAAGCGAAAAAUGGACGAUCAAAUGAAACAAUUCGACCGGAUUUUCGAGACAACAAUUGAAGAGAGAACACUACGAAAUAAAAGAGUAUCACUGACGGACAAGACUGAAGAACAAAUUAAGCAAGAAGGAAAGAAAGAUUUCUUGCAGAUCUUGUUAGAGCUUAAAGAUCAAAACACAGGACCCUCAAUCACCAUGACUCAAUUGAAAGCACUAGUUGUGGAUAUCUUUCUUGGAGGAACAGAUGCAACUUCAGCUAUGGUGGAAUGGGCCAUGACUGAGAUUUUGAGAAACAAAGAGGUGAUGAAGAAGGUACAAAAUGAGCUAGAAGAAAUAGUAGGUCUAGACAAUACAGUGGAGGAAUCCCAUAUUCCAAAACUGAAAUAUCUUGAUGCAGUGUUCAAGGAAACGUUUCGGUUGCAUCCACCGUUACCGUUCCUUCUUCCUCGAGCUCCAAACAAGACCUGCACCGUCGGCGGAUACACUGUUCCAAAGGGAUCAACCAUCUUUUUGAAUGUAUGGGCCAUACAAAGGGACCCUAAGUAUUGGGACAACCCGUCUGAGUUCAUCCCUGAUAGGUUUUUGGACAAUGAGGGGUUAGAGAAGUGGGAUUAUAAUGGGACAAAUCCCAAGUUUUUCCCCUUCGGGUCGGGUCGGAGAAAGUGCCCGGGUAUCCCGUUGGGAGAGAAGAUGAUGACGCAUAUUUUGGCUUCAUUAAUGCAUUCGUUCGAGUGGAGCUUGCCAGAGGGUGAAGAUCUUGACCUUUAUGAUAAAUUUGGUAUCGCAAUGAAGAAAAAAAACCCACUUGUAGUUAUCCCGUCUCCGCGGUUGAGAGACGCGAAUCUUUACAAGUGACAUUGUCUAUACUUAACGGGAUGAUGAUGGAAUAAUGUGCUAGCCUUUAAAUGUGAAAUUGUUGUGUUUGAUAGGGAUGUUGGUCUAAUGUGUUUGCUUGCUCUUUUGUUGUUUGGGGAUACUUUAUUGAGGUUUUAGAUUUGUUUUGUCGCA
Helianthus annuus (common sunflower) is the source of this 1807-nucleotide messenger RNA. Its product is annotated as geraniol 8-hydroxylase. Lineage: Eukaryota; Viridiplantae; Streptophyta; Magnoliopsida; Asterales; Asteraceae. The record is from RefSeq and is a predicted model, not a curated record. The coding region runs from base 38 to 1654 and encodes 538 amino acids. Gene Ontology annotation, molecular function: iron ion binding; heme binding; oxidoreductase activity, acting on paired donors, with incorporation or reduction of molecular oxygen. The transcript has 2 exons.